This is a messenger RNA of Asterias rubens (European starfish), 2287 nucleotides long. RefSeq names its product tetratricopeptide repeat protein 19, mitochondrial-like. The coding region runs from base 66 to 1640 and encodes 524 amino acids. The transcript has 7 exons. Gene Ontology annotation, molecular function: protein binding. Gene Ontology annotation, cellular component: mitochondrial inner membrane. Gene Ontology annotation, biological process: mitochondrial respiratory chain complex III assembly. The record is from RefSeq and is a predicted model, not a curated record. NCBI's taxonomy places the organism in Eukaryota, Metazoa, Echinodermata, Asteroidea, Forcipulatida, Asteriidae.
CCAGUCAGUUUUCCGUUCGUCUGUUUAAACCGCUUCUAUUUAUCCCGAAAAAGCUAUCAUGUGGGAUGUGUUUGGCAUCACGGAUGGCAUACAUGACGUCAUGUAGUAAGUACAACAGUUUACGGAAUGUAAAUUAUGUUUCCGUCUUACGGAGAAGAGAGAUUUGGGCAAAACAUUUUUGUACUGAUAAAACAGAAAAAUCAAGCAACCCCACCACCGCGGCCGGUAAGCACACAGUCACAGAAGGGACAGAUCCAAACGACAGCUUCACAUCCAAUGCUGCAAGUGCAACGAACAGGAAGACAGUCAGUAACCGACAGCAAUACGAAAAAUUUGAGGAAAAUGUCCAGAAACAAAAUUCUCUAAAUUCAGUUGCAAAUCAAGUUUCCGGCCCCAGAACACAGAGGCGUUCACCAGGCAUGAAGGGAGACGUCGUUUAUAAGACACCUCCAUCACUUUUCGACAUGGCAGUUAAUGAGUCCGAUGUUCUUGAAGGUCAGCAGCAACAGCAAAGCAACCCGGAAUUUUACCGCAGACGCAUGGAGAGUGGGUGGGGACCAGCAGCGAGUAAAAAGACGUUCAGAGCUUAUCAAGAUACCUCCACGCCAUCGCAAGUGGGAAUCAAGAAUGAUUGGAAUCUUCCGCCAUUUGUUUCAGAAAAUAGGAGGCCUAUUUAUGAACCGACAUACUAUGCUGGAUUUGCAUGUUUGAUGUGUUGUGCGUUUGUCUUAGGAUUCAGUUUCUUGAAGAAAGACCCAGAUCCCGACACCAUGGAAACUCUCAUCGCUAAGUCUUGGAUUGCAGAAGGAAAAGGAAAUCUUGCUGAAGCUGAGGAACUCUUGCAUGAAGCUCUCAAGUUGGCACAGGAUCAACAGCAUCAAGAGGGUAUCACAUACAUUUAUGACCAGAUGGCCAAUCUAUCCAUGAGGCAUGGAAACCUAACGAAGGCGGAAGGUCUCUUCAAGGAGACCUUGAAGAGAAUGAUCUCCUCGGGAACAGCGCAAGACGACAGCGCAGUCAUCGAGAUCUCCCUCAAACUAGCUAGAAUGUACGACAGGAUGAGGAGGUACACCGACUCGGAACAAGGGUUUAAUUGGUGCAUCACGACGACAGAGAAGAAACUUGAGCAAACCAAGGACAAGGAGACGAGACAGAAUCUCCUGUCACUCCUCGGGAUGUGUCUUGACUCCUACGCAAGGUCUCUGGCUACUCACGGGAGGCUGGACGAGUCGACCAAGAUGUACAAGCGAGCCUUGGUCAUAUGCCAGAAGGACUUGGAGAUCAAAGGAGUACCACAUCCUCAGACUGUUGUCUUGAUGAACGACCUGGGCACGGUUUACGACUUGGGUGGGAGGUACACGGAAGCUAUUGAGACGAUACAACAAGCUAUCGUCAUUGCCGAGCAGAGGUCACCUCAAGAUCUUCCAUCCGUUCUCUGCAACCUGGCAUCAGUGAAAAUGCAUACAGAGGAAUUUGAGGAAGCAGAGACUCACUACAAGAAGGCUUUGACCCUCGCUGAGAAACAGGGAGAUGCGGCGACCAUCUUGGAGAUCAAGAACAACAUAGCGCAACUCCAGACCAACGUCGUCAUUAAGAAAGAAAAACUGAAAGAGCAAAAAACAAAAGCUCAAAAAUCUUGAGGAGAGUCUGUUAAAUUUUAUGACUGCCUCAUCUUUGAGAGGCAAGUACAUUUUUGCAAAGGGCACUUUCAUUAGAAAAUCUCAAUUCCAUGGGAAUAUUUUAAAGGGGCACCGAAGCCAAAAUAAAUGCAGUUGACACAAAGCCCAGACCUGGAGGUUCAUUCUUGAGAGGAAAAGCUUUUUUUAUUUAUUAUAAUUUAAUUAGAAACAUCUCAAAGUCUAUAGUUAUAUUUUGGAUUGGCAGCACGGCAAAUAUUCUUAAGUUGGAAUAUUUUAGAAAGCCCAGCCGUCGAAUUUCACCUGUUUCCAAUGCACCGCAUCCAUCCAAAAGUAAUUUAGAAUAGUUUGAUAUGGCACUGAAGUCAAGACUUUAAAUCAAUUUUACUAAGCUGUUGAUCAGGAAAUGUUGCUCAGGGAACCAGUCAAGGAGUAAUGUGUAUUGAUUAAUAUUUAGGCCGGUAAUCUGCAUGAGGUCUGCUAAGCAAGAUAUUUCUGCUUACUGGCUUCAUGUAAAUGGCCUUAGGAUCAAUUGCAGUGAUUAUUAUGGCACCCAUGUACUACUUGUGGUGGAUGUUGUGACAUUUCUAUUUUGUAAAAUAUGGCUUUUGAUAAAUGAAUUUGUUUUAAUUAUUGCUGCAAAAGUUGUA